Messenger RNA from Gadus chalcogrammus (walleye pollock), 2837 nucleotides. RefSeq names its product zona pellucida sperm-binding protein 3-like. Gene Ontology annotation, cellular component: extracellular matrix. The transcript is spliced from 8 exons. The record is from RefSeq and is a predicted model, not a curated record. Gene Ontology annotation, molecular function: acrosin binding. Lineage: Eukaryota; Metazoa; Chordata; Actinopteri; Gadiformes; Gadidae. Gene Ontology annotation, biological process: positive regulation of acrosome reaction; egg coat formation; binding of sperm to zona pellucida. Bases 45 to 1538 code for a protein of 497 amino acids.
AUCACUCUUUAAGUCGCAGGUUGCAGUAUGUGGUGUGUGGCGUGAUGAUUGGACCGUGUUGGGCCUACCGGAAAUUCACUAAUUUGAUUCACGUGUGUUGUUUGACUUCACCAGGUCGGUCACACAACGCGUCCUCCAACGUUAGAUUUGCAACUUGGACAGGCAUGGACUUUCAGCUUAAUUCUCUAUCGUGGCUCGUAGGCCUAUCCCUUCUUAUUUCUGCUCUCACGGAAAGCCAGUUUGCUAUGCGAUACGGCUCUAGUAAGAAAAGCUCUCCGCUUCCGAGACGCUUUGAAUUAAAUAAAAUCCCGCCAAAAUUGAGACCAACCCCAGUUGCGCCACCUAAAACAGAAACGGUGACGCGCCCUUCUUCCGUCUAUCACGGGAUCGCCGUGAAGUGCCACGCCGACUCCAUGGAGGUGGUGGUGCGGGCUGAUCUCUUUAACACGGGCCUCUUCCUAGAAGCCCAGCACUUACACUUGGGCUCCAAUGAUUGCACAGCAUUUCCAUCCGCAGAGGCAGAGCUCACCGUCCAUUUCAACCUGAUGCAAUGCGGCAUGAAGCUGUCGUCCACGGAUGACUCUCUAAUCUAUUCCAACCUAUUGAUCUACUCUCCUGAAGCCUCUCUGGACGGGUUGCUUCGCCUGGAAGGGGUGACCAUCCCUGUGGAAUGCCACUAUAAUAAGAGGUAUUCUGUGGAUGGUUCGGCGGUGCAUCCCAGCUGGAUUCCGUUUGGCUCUGCAGCAACAGCUGAGGACCAAAUGGAGUUCAAGCUGACACUUAUGACUGACGAUUGGCAGCUUGAGAGGGGAUCCCUGACGUACUUCCUGGGCGACCCCGUUCAUGUGGAGGCGUCCGUUAUCCUCAGCGACCACAUGCCCCUGCGGAUUUAUGUCGAGCACUGUGUCGCCACGGUGACCCCAGACGCAGAUGCGGCCUUGCGAUACGACUUCAUAGAACACCAUGGAUGCCUUUCUGACGCCUACCUGACCGGCUCUGGCUCCCGCUAUCUGCCCCGAGUUCAGGAGGACAAGCUGCGAUUCAAGCUGGACGCGUUCAUGUUCCACCAGGACUUCAGCAAUCUGAUCUACAUCAGUUGUCAGCUGAAGGCUGUUCCUGCUACGACAGCGGUCAGCACUGAGAACCGGGCCUGCUCCUUCAUCCACAACAGGUGGCAGUCCGUGGAUGGGAACCACAAGGCCUGCGACAGCUGUGAUGUCGACCGGCAGCUUCUAGCCGCGUCCGCAGAGCAGAGUCCUUCCCUGUCGCCGACGAGACCCCUGGAACCUGUGGUCAGGCUGCCCGCGGCCCGACAAGCCGAGGAACCUCACACCGAAGCCAACCAGGCUCCUGCAAACUACUUCCGUUUCCGCCCCCCCAGCCAUCUGAGGGCGUCCUCUCCGUCUGCACCGAUGAAGAGAGCCAACUCGGAGUGGACCAAGACCACGUCCUCUGGGCCCUUGGUCAUACUACCCUCCAUCGUCCCCACAAAGCCAGCCCACUCUGCUGCCUCUCUCCGGCCAAUAACAUCUCGAUAGCCUGCAAAGGCAAAGUCUGGACAGUGGGGGAAAAAUAGGUCAACAGUGCCUUCAAAUCCAGGAGCAGAUGAAUAUAUAAACCAACCACAAGCAUGUUCACUGAACAUUUACCCAAACUGAUAUAAGUAAUAAUGGGACUCCACUGGCCAAAAUCCAACCGCAUAAUCCACCAUCUUAAAAUUAUGUUUAUUUUAGUUUUUAAGUAAUUUUAUUAAUUAAUUCGCUUGAAGGACUAACUUUGGCCAAUAAUCCUUUUAUCACAGAUGGCGGUAGUAGUUUUGGUUAUUAAAUGUUCAGUUUGACAAAUAAUUUUGUGCAUCCCCAUUUCUUUCAACACGCAGACAACCAGUUGAAUUUGUGCACUUUGCACGGAUCGAUGUGUUCAGUAUUUUUUUGUCAUGAGAGAUUGAUGAGCUACUCAUCCUACUGACUACUCAUCCCAUGCAAUAUUCAUCUUUUUAUUUGUCAGAUGCAAUUUGUUAUGUCAUGCUCCCACCCAAUGCAAUUCUUAUUUGCCAGACAAGUUUGAAUGUGAACUUGUUGUCUGGGACCAGAUUGAUUAGUGUGGAUGUAGAUCGUCAUUGUAUUCAUGCUCCUGAUGAUCAUUGAAUGGUCCUUGCUGUUUAUCUGAAACAUCAUGUAGGCUUUACCUAAUUGAUGUACAAUACACAAAAAUAUGAUUCUGAUCUUUGGUGUUGAAACUGAAGUUCUUUGGAUUCCCUUAUUCUGCAAUGUGAUUGAGGCAAGUCAUGUGGCCAGGGUUCAUUUUGAUGCUAUAAGUGGCACUUUAAGGGAGCUAAUCAGUUAAUGGGAGUGAAUGGCAUUAGGGGGAACUCUUCCGUUUACGGGAAUGAAUGUCUUUUGUGGGUUGCUGGACGAUAAAAUGGCUGCUAAAAACAUUAAGGCUUAUUCAGAGAAGGAAAAAUGUUACUGUCAGUUAUUAUGAUGCUUGUUGGCUAAUACAUGAUGCUUCAUUCAUUUUCUCGGUUGCCUCAUUUAGUCAUACUUUUCUACCACUGGUUAGAAUUGUGCCAAACUACAGAAUUGACUGUGCUUUUGGCUUUAUAUCAUGCUUUCGCAUGCAGUUGUUGGGUAAAAGCAUAACCUACACCUCGAUUAAGCGAGGGCUUAGUUUUGCUAAUUAUGUCGUCAUCUUCACUAAAUUUUUCACGCACCCCUCUCACGAGUAUUGCAUAUUUUUGUUUGUUUCACACAUAAGCUUUGCUCUGUGACGCUUGUUUGCUUCUGUCUCAAAUUAUGUAGCUUGGGUGGGAAUGAGACACUAUGGAACCAAUGCUU